This is a messenger RNA of Neocloeon triangulifer, 712 nucleotides long. RefSeq lists its product as uncharacterized. The transcript is spliced from 7 exons. Bases 50 to 484 code for a protein of 144 amino acids. Gene Ontology annotation, molecular function: odorant binding. Gene Ontology annotation, biological process: sensory perception of smell. The record is from RefSeq and is a predicted model, not a curated record. NCBI's taxonomy places the organism in Eukaryota, Metazoa, Arthropoda, Insecta, Ephemeroptera, Baetidae.
UCACUUUCAGUUUUGAGCUUCAACUGCUAACUGACAGCUCUGCCGAAUCAUGAACAAAUUCGCUUUUGGUACCAUUCUGGUUUUGGCAUUCGCCUCUUACGCUCUAGCCGGGGAGGAUUGCAUGAAGAAAAUCGAUGCUUUGAAAACAAAGUGCCAAGCGGAUCUGAAGUUGUCAAACGAUGAUGUUCAAGCCAUGUUUAAAGGAGACCCUUCCACGUUCACAAACGGAACUCAAUGCCUCAUCAGUUGCAUUGCUGAAAAUAUGGGAGUGUACAAGGAUGGAAAGGUUAUUGAAAGCGCAGUACUGAACAUUAUGAGUGAGCACUGGAAGGAGAAGCCAGAAGACAAAGAAAGAGACUUAGCCAUCAUGAAGGAAUGCAAAGACAUCUCUGAAAAAUGUCCAUGCAUGACAGCUACAAAAAUUUUAAUCUGCGUAAAAAAUGUUUCAGCAAAGUUCACGUCAGGAAAAUUGCAGAAGUCCUAAGCUUUGGAAAAUGGAGUUGCACGGAAGCGAAGUUUUACUAUAAAAAUUUAGAAAUCUGCAAUUCAUGUUAAAAUUUCCCCCCUUUGAUGAUAAGUACUUUGAAAAUUGGUCCAGUGCUUUUUAUGUAGAUUUGGUUUUGCACUCGAUCGAGUGUAAAAUCCCUCAUGGUUGCAGCAGCUCUGUACUCUUUCUGUGCAAAUAAAACAUUUCCUUUCCUCAAAGCAAACA